This is a messenger RNA of Gossypium raimondii (Peruvian cotton), 2447 nucleotides long. Its product is annotated as gamma-tubulin complex component 2. The coding region runs from base 256 to 2250 and encodes 664 amino acids. Gene Ontology annotation, cellular component: spindle pole; centrosome; equatorial microtubule organizing center. NCBI's taxonomy places the organism in Eukaryota, Viridiplantae, Streptophyta, Magnoliopsida, Malvales, Malvaceae. The record is from RefSeq and is a predicted model, not a curated record. Gene Ontology annotation, molecular function: gamma-tubulin binding; microtubule minus-end binding. The transcript has 20 exons. Gene Ontology annotation, biological process: meiotic cell cycle; spindle assembly; cytoplasmic microtubule organization.
UUUACACCCUAAUUUUUUGUUCAUUUAUUUGAAAAGUCUUCUCUUUUUCCUAUCAUCGUCCGCCUACAAUCGUCCCGCUUCUCUCUGUCGUCUCUGCAAAUCACUUUUUUUUCUUCUUCUCUUCUUAUCUCAGUUCUCACCCAACUCCGUGACCGCUGGUUUUUGCCGGAUCUGACCCGUAUCCCGUGCCGGAUCGUGUCGACACGGCACUGCACCCCAAAUUGCCGAGUCCUGGUAACGAAGAAUGUUGUUUGCAUGGGGUUGGUUGAAAAUUAUGAACUCUAUGAGAUUUUGGGGCUGCACAUUUUUGGGAGAAAUAUGCAACAUGAACUUAUUCUCAUUGAUGAUCUCCUGUUUGCGUUGGUUGGAAUUGAAGGACGAUACAUUUCAAUCAAAAGAGUGCAUGGAAAGGCUGAUGUUGUCAGUUUCCAGGUUGAUGCAUCUAUGGAUUUAGCACUUCAGGAAUUCGCAAAACGGAUAUUUCCUUUGUGUGAGAGCUAUCUCCUGAUUGAUGAGUUUGUAGAGUCCAGAUCUCAGUUCAAGCAUGGGCUUGUCAAUCAUGCCUUUGCUGCUGCACUGAGGGCAUUCCUUUUGGAUUAUCAGGCCAUGGUUGCACAACUUGAACACCAAUUUCGACUUAGAAGACUUUCUAUUCAAGGAUUGUGGUUUUAUUGUCAGCCCAUGAUGGGCUCCAUGCAAGCAUUGUCCACUGUGAUAAGGAAGGUUUCAGCUAAUAAUUAUGCAGGUUCUGCUGUGCUUAAUUUGUUGCAGAGCCAGGCUAAGGCUAUGGCUGGUGAUAGUGCAGUGAAGUCAUUGCUUGAGAAAAUGACUCAUUCUGCUAGCAAUGCAUACCUUAGCAUAUUGGAAAGGUGGAUCUAUGAAGGAGUAAUUGAUGAUCCAUAUGGUGAAUUUUUUAUUGCUGAGAACAAGUCUCUUCAAAAGGAGAGCCUUACUCAAGAUUAUGAUGCUAAGUAUUGGAGGCAACGUUAUAGUCUCAAGAAGGACAUUCCUAGCUUCCUUGCAAAUAUUGCUGGUACAAUAUUGACUACUGGGAAAUAUCUGAAUGUCAUGAGAGAAUGUGGGUACAAUGUUCAGGUCCCUGUGUCUGAAAAUUCUAAAUUAAUGACUUUUGGAUCAAACCAUCAAUACCUUGAGUGUGUAAAAGCUGCUUAUGAAUUUGCCAGUGGUGAGCUCUUAAGUCUCAUUAAGGAAAAGUAUGAUUUAAUAGGAAAGUUGCGGUCUAUAAAGCACUAUCUUCUACUUGACCAGGGUGAUUUCUUGGUUCAUUUUAUGGAUAUAGCUCGAGAGGAGCUCUUGAAAAAGCAUGAUGAGAUAUCUGUAGAGAAACUGCAGUCUCUGCUGGAUCUAGCUUUGCGUACCACGGCUGCUGCAGCAGAUCCUUGUCAUGAGGACUUAACAUGUUGUGUGGAGAGGUCUUCGGUUCUCAAAGGAUUGAGCAGACUGAAGGAUCUUGACAUCAAGAAUGUUUCUCAUGGUAAUGAUCUAGAGGAGCCAAUAAGCAUUACUGGUCUUGAGACAUUUUCCUUGAGCUAUAAGAUUCAGUGGCCACUGUCAAUUGUUAUAACAAGAAAAGCUUUAACAAAAUAUCAGUUGAUUUUCCGCUUCCUUUUUCAUUGUAAGCAUGUGGAACGCCAGCUCUGUGGGGCUUGGCAAAUGCAUCAAGGAGUUCGUGCUCUUAAUUCUCAUGGAACUGCCAUCUCUAGAUCAUCUCUCCUCUGUCGUAGCAUGCUGAGAUUUAUUAACAGUCUUCUGCAUUAUCUAACAUUUGAGGUUCUUGAACCCAAUUGGCAUGUGAUGCAUGGUAGACUCCAGACUGCAAAAAGCAUUGACGAGGUCAUCCAGCAUCAUGAUUUUUUCCUUGAUAAGUGUCUGAAAGAAUGCUUACUUCUUUUGCCUGAACUGAUAAAGAAAGUGGAGAAGUUGAAAUCAUUGUGCCUACAAUAUGCAGCAGCAACACAAUGGUUAAUCUCGUUGUCUAUUGACAUUCCCAAGUUAGAUGAGCAGUCUGAUGGUUCGGUUGGCUCAGGAAAAUUGAAAUCAAAGAAUCCAUCUCAAGUGCAGAAAGUCAUGACUAGAAACUCAGCCGUUACUGAUUCCAUUCUUAAAUUUGAGAGAGAAUUCAAUGCUGAGCUUCAGAGCCUGAGACCAAUUUUGAGCAGCAGCUCCCAAGCAGAACCAUAUUUGACACAUCUUGCACAGUGGAUACUUGGUGCUGGAAAUGAUCAGUAAGUUCAAAUAUUGUGUUACAUGUGCUUUAGGUAGGGAUUAUUGUUUGUGUUGUGUUUUGUCUGUAUCUUUGUUUCUUCUUUAUACUGCAUUUUUUAGGUCUCUAAUUUCACAAAACAAUUGCUUGCUAUAUAUUUAGUAAAACUGUGAUGUGGUUGAAAAUUUGGGUUACAUCUUCUAUUAGAUUUUUAUUCGGGUAA